AUGAUGAGAAAUCCAAGUAAUAUUCAGUGCCUAAAAGAACGUGCUACCGCAUCUUGCCUUGCUUGUCCUUCCCUGCUGCGACCACGAUAUUCACUUCUUGAAGAGUGCAACAUUUGCACCCAUUCUCAUUUCAAACUUGGAAAUAGCAUUCCAGGUUGCCUCACGACGUGGAUCACGUGUUCAGGCGUGUUUAAUGUUAAUGCUCAAACAACUGUCACUGUCAAUGUUUUCUCCUCAUUCGGCUUCCUGCAACUUGUUCAGGAUUGGUUUAUCAGCAAUCCAAGUGUCAUCAUCAUUGCAUCGGGCUCGGAAUCGGAGGGAUUAGGAGAGGUGGCUUGUCGAAGCUCAAAUGCGACAAUUAAAAACAUGAUCUGCACAAACAAGGAGAUGAAGGAAGCGAUGAAUGAGGCCACUCCACUCUACGCAUGUCUAGGGAAAAAGGCAAAAGAAGUCGAUGAGACGAUCGCGAAGAAAUGUGGUACCGUCGUUCCACAUGGACCAUGCAAAAAAGUGGCCGAGUACGCCGAAUGCCGAGCCAAAGUCAACGGGGCAGCGUGUGGGAAAUGGGGAAAGAAGAUAUUCCACAACAUUUGCAAAGCUAUUCCAGCACAACCGGAGGGUUCAUCCAACUUUGAUCCAUGUCGAUACGAAGUCAUUCAAACACUCGGUGAGACCUCGCAAGAGAAUAGUGGAUCACAUGAGAACCCUGGACCUCCUUCCCCGGCAGCCCCACCGCCUCCACAACCACCAGCUAGCAUCAAAGUGUACACCUCGUUGGGCUUCUUGGAACUCGUUCAGUUCUGGCUGAUCAGUAACCCAAGCAUCAUCACCAUUGCAUCGAGCUCACAAUCUGCGGGAUUAGGAGAGGUGGCUUGUCGAAGCUCCAUCGCAAAAAUCAAAAGUACAAUCUGCUUCAACAAGAAAAUGAAGAAAUCGAUGAAUGAAGCUGUGAUUCCGAAUGGGCCAUGCACCAAAGUGGCCGCCUACGCUGAUUGUCAAGCCAAAGUGAAUGGGGCGACAUGUGGGAAAUGGGGAAAGAGGAUAUUCAAAAAUAUCUUCAAAUCUAUUCCUGCACAACCAGAAGGAUCUCCCAAUUUUGACUCUUGCCGGUACCAAGUGAUUGAGACUGUUGGAUCGACCUCGCACGAGAAUAGUGGAUCACAUGAGAACCCUGGACCGCCAGGCCCACCGCCUCCGCAACCACCAGCUAGCAUCAAAGUGUACACUUCGUUGGGCUUCUUGGAACUCGUUCAAUUCUGGCUGAUCAGUAAUCCAAGCAUCAUCACCAUUGCAUCGAGCUCACAAUCUGCGGGAUUAGGAUCGGUGGCUUGUCGAAGCUCCAUCGCAAAAAUCAAAAGUACAAUCUGCUUCAACAAGGAAAUGAAGGAGUCGAUGAAUGAAGCCACUGAACUUUAUGUUUGCAUGAGCAAAAAUAAGAAGAAAAUCGAUGAAAAGAUUUCGAAAAAAUGUGGAGCUGUUAUUCCGAAUGGACCAUGCACCAAAGUGGCCGCCUACGCUGAUUGUCAAGCCAAAGUGACUGGGGCAACAUGUGGGAAAUGGGGAAAGAGGAUAUUCAAAAAUAUCUUCAAAUCUAUUCCAGCACAACCAGAAGGAUCUCCCAAUUUUGACGCUUGCCGGUACCAAGUGAUUGAGACUGUUGGAUCGACCUCGCACGAGAAUAGUGGAUCACAUGAGAACCCUGGACCGCCAGGCCCACCGCCUCCGCAACCACCAGCUAGCAUCAAAGUGUACACUUCGUUGGGCUUCUUGGAACUCGUUCAAUUCUGGCUGAUCAGUAAUCCAAGCAUCAUCACCAUUGCAUCGAGCUCACAAUCUGCGGGAUUAGGAUCGGUGGCUUGUCGAAGCUCCAUCGCAAAAAUCAAAAGUACAAUCUGCUUCAACAAGGAAAUGAAGGAGUCGAUGAAUGAAGCCACUGAACUUUAUGUUUGCAUGAGCAAAAAUAAGAAGAAAAUCGAUGAAAAGAUUUCGAAAAAAUGUGGAGCUGUUAUUCCGAAUGGACCAUGCACCAAAGUGGCCGCCUACGCGGAUUGUCAAGCCAAAGUGAAUGGGGCAACAUGUGGGAAAUGGGGAAAGAGGAUAUUCAAAAAUAUCUUCAAAUCUAUUCCAGCACAACCCAAAGGAUCUCCCAAUUUUGACGCUUGCCGGUACCAAGUGAUUGAGACUGUUGGAUCGACCUCGCACGAGAAUAGUGGAUCACAUGAGAACCCUGGACCACCAGGCCCACCGCCUCCGCAACCACCAGCUAGCAUCAAAGUGUACACUUCGUUGGGCUUCUUGGAACUCGUUCAAUUUUGGCUGAGCAGUAAUCCAAGCAUCAUCACCAUUGCAUCGAGCUCACAAUCCGCGGGAUUAGGAUCGGUGGCUUGUCGAAGCUCCAUCGCAAAAAUCAAAAGUACAAUCUGCUUCAACAAGGAAAUGAAGGAGUCGAUGAAUGAAGCCACUGAACUUUAUGUUUGCAUGAGCAAAAAUAAGAAGAAAAUCGAUGAAAAGAUUUCGAAAAAAUGUGGAGCUGUUAUUCCGAAUGGACCAUGCACCAAAGUGGCCGCCUACGCUGAUUGUCAAGCCAAAGUGACUGGGGCAACAUGUGGGAAAUGGGGAAAGAGGAUAUUCAAAAAUAUCUUCAAAUCUAUUCCAGCACAACCAGAGAGUUCUCCCAAUUUUGACGCUUGUCGAUAUGAAGUUAUUAAAACUGUUGGCAGCUCACACGAGUCACACAGUGGUUCUCAUGAGGGACCACCCGGACCCCCAUCCGGUCCUCCACCAACUGUGAAUGUUUACUCGUCGUUUGGCUUCAUCGCACUUGUUCAAUCUUGGAUUAUCAGCAAUCCAAGUGUCAUCGUGAUAGCAUCAGGCUCGGGAUCGAAGGGAUUAGGAGAAGUGGCUUGCCGAAGCUCAAACACGACAAUCAAAAAGCUGAUCUGCAAGAAUAAGAAGAUUAAGAAAGAGAUGAAUGAGGCAACUGAACUCUUCGCUUGUUACAGCAAGUAUUCAAAAGGAAUCGAUGCAACGGUGGUAAAGACGUGUGGAGCCGUUGUCCCAGAUGGGCCUUGCAAAAAGGUCGGAACCUAUGCUGAGUGCCAGGCUCAAGUCUAUGGAAAUGCCUGUGACAUGUGGGGAAAAAGUAUCUUCCACGGAAUCUACAAGUCUAUUCCAGCACAACCAGAGAGUUCUCCCAAUUUUGACGCUUGUCGAUAUGAAGUUAUUAAAACUGUUGGCAGCUCACACGAAUCACACAGUGGUUCUCAUGAGGGACCACCCGGACCCCCAUCCGGUCCUCCACCAACUGUGAAUGUUUACUCGUCGUUUGGCUUCAUUGCACUUGUUCAAUCUUGGAUUAUCAGCAAUCCAAGUGUCAUCAUGAUAGCAUCAGGCUCGGAAUCGAAGGGAUUAGGAGAGGUGGCUUGCCGAAGCUCAAACACCACGAUUAAGAAAAUGAUUUGCAAGAACAAGAAGAUGAAGAAAGAAAUGAAUGAAGCCACUGCUCUCUUCACUUGCUACAGCGCAUACUCAAAUGGAAUCGAUGCAGCGGUUCUCAAUUCAUGUGGAGCUAUGGUUCCCAAUGGACCUUGCACAUCCGUAGCCACUUAUGCUGAGUGUCAAGCUGAGGUGUAUGGAUCAUCGUGUGCCAUGUGGGGAAAGAACGUAUUCCAUGGAAUCUUCAAGGCUAUUCCAGCACAACCAGAGAGUUCUCCCAAUUUCGAUCCAUGUCGAUAUGAAGUGGUUAAAAGGGUUGGCAGCUCUCACGAGUCACACAGCAGUGGCUCUCAUGAGGGACCUCCACCACCACCACCCGGUCCUCCACCAACUGUCAAUGUUUUCACGUCGUUCGGUUUCAUUGAGCUUGUUCAGUCUUGGUUUAUCAGCAAUCCAAGCGUCAUCGUCAUUGCCUCAGGCUCGGAAUCGGAGGGAUUAGGGGAGGUGGCUUGUCGAAGCACAAACACGACAAUCCGAAACUUGAUCUGUUACAACAAGAAGUUGAAGAAAGCGAUGAAUAAGGCUACCCCACUUUAUGCCUGUAUCGCAGCAAAUCCAAAAGUGGUCACGGUGACCGAUCAGCACUGUGGUUUUGUCGCUCCACAUGGCCCAUGCACAAAAGUAGCCGAGUAUGCUAAUUGCCAGGCGAUGGUGCACGGAGCCACGUGUAAUAUGUGGGGAAAGCACAUCUACCAUGACAUCUACAAAGCUAUUCCUAAACAACCACCCACAUCUCCAAAGCAUGAUCCAUGUCGUUGGGAAGUGAUUCAACGAGUCGGCGAUGAUUCAUAUGAGAAACAUUCAUCACAUGAGGGAUCAAAAGAGAAAGACUCAAAACCUAAGCCGAAGAGAUCUCAACACUGGCCAUUUUUC
Mesorhabditis belari is the source of this 4368-nucleotide messenger RNA. Lineage: Eukaryota; Metazoa; Nematoda; Chromadorea; Rhabditida; Rhabditidae. The record is from the annotation of a GenBank genome assembly.